AGCUGCCGGCUCAGAGAUGUGGUCACUGCCACUUCCAGCUUAGUUUUCAUCAAAUUCUGUAAUUUCUUCAAAAACAAUUCAUGCUGAGAUUAAGAAGAUAAACGGUCCUUUUUGAAAGAGUUCUACCAAAAUAAUGUUGGCUCAAUUAAGAAACAUCAGGGAGAUAAAUUCAACCCAGUGCUUUUAAAAAAUGACUACGAAACGAAGUUUGUUUGUGCGGUUGGUGCCAUGUCGCUGUCUACGAGGAGAAGAGGAAACGGUCACUACUCUAGAUUAUUCUCAUUGCAGCUUGGAACAAGUUCCCAAAGAGAUUUUCACCUUUGAAAAAACUUUAGAGGAGCUCUAUUUAGAUGCUAAUCAGAUUGAAGAGCUUCCCAAGCAACUUUUUAACUGUCAGUCUCUACAUAAACUAAGUUUGCCUGACAAUGAUUUAACAACAUUACCAGCAUCCAUUGCAAAUCUCAUUAAUCUCAGGGAACUGGAUGUCAGCAAAAAUGGAAUUCAAGAAUUUCCAGAAAAUAUUAAAAAUUGUAAAGUUCUGACAAUUGUGGAGGCCAGUGUAAACCCUAUUUCUAAGCUCCCUGAUGGGUUUUCUCAGCUGCUAAACCUGACCCAGUUAUAUCUGAAUGAUGCUUUCCUUGAAUUCUUACCAGCUAAUUUUGGCAGAUUAACUAAACUCCAGAUACUAGAACUUAGAGAAAACCAGUUGAAAAUGUUGCCUAAAACCAUGAAUAGACUGACCCAGCUGGAAAGACUGGAUUUGGGAAGUAAUGAGUUCACAGAAGUGCCUGAAGUACUUGAACAACUAAGUGGAUUGAAAGAAUUUUGGAUGGAUGGUAAUAGACUGACUUUUAUUCCAGGGUUCAUUGGUAGUUUGAGACAGCUCACAUAUUUGGAUGUUUCUAAAAAUAAUAUUGAAAUGGUUGAAGAAGGAAUUUCAACAUGUGAGAACCUCCAAGACUUCCUCUUAUCAAGUAACUCCCUUCAGCAGCUGCCUGAGACUAUUGGUUCAUUGAAAAAUGUCACAACUCUUAAAAUAGAUGAAAACCAGUUAAUGUAUCUACCAGACUCAAUAGGAGGGUUAAGGUCAAUAGAAGAACUGGAUUGCAGUUUCAAUGAAAUUGAAGCUUUGCCUUCUUCAGUUGGGCAGCUCACAAACAUAAGAACAUUUGCUGCAGAUCACAAUUUCUUACAGCAGUUACCCCCAGAGAUUGGAAACUGGAAAAAUAUAACUGUGCUGUUUCUCCAUUCUAAUAAACUAGAGACACUUCCAGAGGAAAUGGGAGAUAUGCAAAAAUUAAAAGUCAUUAAUUUAAGUGACAAUAGGUUAAAGAAUUUGCCUUUUAGCUUUACAAAGCUACAACAGUUGACUGCUAUGUGGCUCUCAGAUAAUCAGUCUAAACCUCUGAUACCUCUUCAAAAAGAAACUGAUUCAGAUACUGAGAAAAUGGUGCUUACUAACUACAUGUUCCCUCAGCAACCCAGGACGGAAGAUGUUAUGUUCAUAUCAGAUAAUGAAAGUUUUAACCCUGCACUGUGGGAAGAACAGAGGAAACAGCGGGCCCAGGUGGCAUUUGAAUGUGACGAAGAUAAAGAUGAAAGAGAGGCGCCCCCCAGAGAGGGAAACUUGAAGAGAUAUCCAACACCAUACCCAGAUGAGCUUAAGAAUAUGGUCAAAACUGUUCAAACCAUUGUACAUAGAUUAAAAGAUGAAGAGACCAAUGAGGAGUCUGGGAAAGACAUGAAACAUGAAGAUCAGCAAGUCUUAAAUAAGGAUUCGGGUGUGAAGACUUCAGAAAGUACUACAAUGAAAAGCCAACUCGAUGAAAGAGAAAAAUACAUGAAUUCUGUACAGAAGAUGAGUGAACCUGAACCUGAGACCAGCCCUGGAAAUUUGCCAGUGAUUGCAAAUAGGAAAGUGUCUGGGGACCUAAAGCAUAUUGUUAACCAUGAUGAUGUUUUUGAGGAAUCUGAAGAACUUUCAUCUGAUGAAGAAAUGAAAAUGGCAGAGAUGCGACCCCCAUUAAUCGAAACCUCAAUUAACCAGCCCAAAGUUGUAGCACUUAGUAAUAACAAAAAAGAUGAUGCAAAGGAUACAGAUUCUUUAUCAGAUGAAGUCACACACAAUAGCAAUCAGAAUAACAGCAAUUGUUCGUCUCCAUCUCGGAUGUCUGAUUCAGUUUCUCUUAAUACUGAUAGUAGUCAAGACACCUCACUGUGUUCUCCAGUGAAACAAACUCCUAUUGAUAGUAACUCCAAAAUCAGGCAAGAAGAUGAAAAUUUUAACAGCCUUUUACAAAAUGGAGAUAUUUUAAACAAUUCACCAGAAGCAAAAUUUAAAGUUAACGAUAAAAAGGAUUUUAAGUUGCCUGAGUAUGAUUUGAAUAUUGAAGAGCGGUUAGUUCUGAUUGAAAAAGAUGACUCAAAAGCCACAUCUGAUGAGUCUCACCAGUUAGACCAUAUCAACAUGAACCUUAAUAAACUUGUGACAAAUAAUACGUUCCAGCCAGAAAUAAUGGAGAGAUCAGAGACGGAUAUAGUGCUUGGAAAAGGCGUUUUAAGGUUUCAUCCUAAAAGUGAGGCUCAGCAUAUAGAAAAUGGAAAUAAGUAUCCGAAUUUGGAAUCCAUAAACAAGAUAAAUGGUCUUUCUGAGGAAUUUCCACAGUCUUCUGGUAGGAUUGAACCACAGAAUUCCAGUUCUUCUGCUGAUGUGGGUAUUUCUAAAAGCAUUGAUGAUCUCUCCCCUCAGAGAAGUGGUCCAGUCGGAUCUGUUGUGAAAUCUCAUAGUAUAACUAACAUGGAGACUGGAGACUUGAAGAUCUGUGACAUCCUUAGUGAUGAUGACCCUCAGCCGCCAAGUGCAGCAGUUAAGAUCGCAUCUGCCACAGAUGGGAAAAACAUAGUGAGGAGCAAGUCUGCCACACUGCUGUAUGACCAGCCGCUGCAGGUGUUCACUGCAUCUUCCUCGUCUUCUGAUUUAAUGUCUGGUACAAAGGCCGUUUUCAAGUUUGAUUCAAAUCAUAACCCUGAAGAUCCAGAUUUAAUAAGAGCCCCCAUAGUAGCUGGCCCGCAGUCUACACCUCAACUAUAUGGUCCUCCACAGUAUAACGUCCAGUACAGUGGCAGUGCUGCAACCAAAGACACCUGGUGGCACCCCAAACAGAAUUCACAAAUAGACCCUGUCAGUUUUCCUCCUCAGCGCCUUCCUAGAUCAGAGAGCGCAGAAAAUCACAGUUACAUGAAGCAUUCUGCCAAUAUGAAUUUCUCUAACCAUAACAAUGUUAGAGCCAAUACUGCAUACCAUUUACAUCAGAGACUUGCUCCAGCCAGACAUGGAGAAAUGUGGGCUGUAUCCCCAAAUGACCGGCUGGUUCCAACAGUUACUCGGACUGCAGUUCAGCGACAGAGUAGUGUGUCUUCAACAGCUUCUAUAAAUAUAGGUGAUCCUGGUCUCACAAGGCGUACUCAGAUUUCUGAAGGAGAUUAUUUAUCAUACAGAGAGUUACAUUCAGUGGGAAGAACACCAGUGAUGUCAGGGUCACAGAGACCACUUUCUGCACGGGCAUACAGCAUUGAUGGCCCAAAUACGUCAAGGCCUCAGAGUGCCCGACCCUCUAUUAAUGAAAUACCAGAGAGAACUAUGUCAGUUAGUGAUUUCAAUUACUCACGGACUAGUCCUUCAAAAAGACCAAAUGCAAGGGUUGGUUCUGAACAUUCUUUAUUAGAUCCUCCAGGAAAAAGUAAAGUUCCUCAUGACUGGCGAGAACAAGUACUUCGACAUAUUGAGGCAAAAAAGUUAGAAAAGAGUAUGCUGUCAAGGUCCUUUAAUUCCACUCUUACUGCUGUAAGCAGCUCUCACUAUGGCAGCUCUAGGGAUCUGCAUGGCAGCCAGGGUAGCCUUGCCCUGAGUGUUGCAGACGGAAGAGGUUCUGGUGGGCACAUUUUUCGACAUCCCCCGACAUCCAGUCCAGGAGAUUCUUGCCAAGAUGAUAGAUUGAUUUCAGGAGAGCAGAACUACUCACCAGGUGCACUUAGUCACAAAGAUCUUCCAGACAGCUUGAUGAAAAUGCCUUUAAGUAAUGGACAGAUGGGCCAGCCUCUCAGGCCUCAGGCAAAUUAUAGUCAAAUACAUCAUCCCCCUCAGGCAUCUGUGGCAAGGCAUCCCUCUAGAGAACAACUCAUUGAUUAUUUGAUGCUGAAAGUGGCCCACCAGCCUCCAUAUACACAUCCCCAUUGUUCUCCUAGACAAGGCCAUGAGCUGGCAAAGCAAGAGAUUCGAGUAAGAGUAGAAAAGGAUCCAGAACUUGGAUUUAGCAUAUCAGGAGGUGUCGGGGGUAGAGGAAACCCUUUCAGGCCUGAUGAUGAUGGUAUAUUUGUAACAAGGGUACAGCCUGAAGGACCAGCAUCAAAAUUACUACAGCCAGGUGAUAAAAUUAUUCAGGCUAAUGGCUACAGUUUUAUCAACAUUGAACAUGGACAAGCAGUGUCCUUGUUAAAAACUUUCCAGAACACAGUAGAACUCAUCAUUGUACGAGAAGUUUCUUCGUAAGCACUGUAGACAAAAAAUAAAUAAAAGAAGAUUUAUUGGAAGACACUUGCAGGGGAAAUGACAAUUUUGCUUAUUUUUAUAUAUAAAGAAGAACCCAGACAGUUGGCGUGGAGCUUGUACAUUACCGAAAUAACGGAGCUUGUGGUUAGAGGGAAAGAACCACUGUACAGAAGAUGAAAGAGACUGUUGCAUUCAUAUAUGAAAUUUGUUGUUAGGUUUUAAACUCAGCAAAUCAAGGCUACAAAAACAAAAUUAGGUUGUUUUUGUAUAGAUUGUAGGUUUAUUUUUGGAUUUCAUACACAUGACUGACUGUACGCAAGGCGAUAGUUAGCCUUGAUUGUAGCCCAGAGACAGAUGGCAGAGCUAUCUAUCUCAUAGCUUUUGUGCCCUUAUUUUUAUCCAACUGGUAUUAAUGUUUUUUCUGCCGAACUACUUCUUUCCAUGUGGGUAAGAGAUUUGAAGUGUUGGCUUUUGCUAUGUGCAUACUGAAGAGUGGCUAGAUGAAGUUGGUGCUGAUGGGUUCACUUUCCGAGGCCGGAUUAAAACAUUAUUUCCUAUAAAAUCUGAGGCUAACAGUGAAAAAAAGUUAUCUGAUAAUGUAUUUUUAUUAAUAGGACAAUGCAAUAAAAUACAUGUCUUUUUAAAAGACAAUAAUUGCAUUUUUGAGCUCUACAUGAUCAAUUCUUGUUGUAGCUGUUGACUAUACAUUUGCUACUGGUGAGUCAAUUUCUAAUUUUUUUAGUUACUGAAGUUUUUAACUUUAAUGUAGAUGCAUGUCUACGCAUUUCCCUUACUAUGAAGUUCCCUGAUUUUUUUUCUUUAGCAAAUGGUGGUACUUGCAAUCUUAUAAUUUUUAUAAUUAGUUUCCAUCAUAAUCUAAUUUAUAAUUUUUUGUUUCAAGAAGCAAAUGAAACUAAAAGGCCAGUUUUAAGAUUAUGUAUGUAGCUUAUAACACAGUGUCAGAAGGUUUAGGAAAGCCUCUUGAUUUUGUUCGGCCUGGCAUUGCCUUGGUAAAGUGAAUGGAAACGUGAAGUGUGCAUGGAGCUAGGAAACCAAAGCAAGUCUGAGACUGGCACAGGGACAGAGAAUUGCUGUGGGGAGUUGCAGAACAAAGGGAUGGUCCUUGAGGCCUACCGGUGUGUAAAGUGUCCAGAUAAAGGGCUGUUCCUACAGAUACACUCAAUGUGAACUCCACACUUCAGAGUCAAAGGGUUUCUAAAUGUGUCAGCGUGCUUAAUAGUGUUACCACCAAUUGCCUUUGUUCCCGUUACUGUAGCAAGUAUUUGAUGAUGGAGGUCAUUAAUUUUGUUUAUAUUCAAAUCAUUGAUUUUAUUUGCUUUUGUUUUAUGUAAUCAAAUAAAAUUUGAAUGACAUGCAGGGGUAAGAAUUAAUGCAUGGUUAUUUGGGCCAGAAGAAAGUGCCAUAGGAGACCAGCAACUGUUUUUAGUUGAGGCUAGUCUGAAAACUUUUGCUAGAGCAAUAGUCAGUUCUUGAAUUCAUUUUUUAAUUUCUGAGAUGCAUAAUUUGGGUAUUUCUAAUGUGUAUGCUUUUUGCUUAGUUGAGAUUUUUUUAGAGGACUAGCUAAAACACCACCUGCAUUAUUUUUACAAAAUGAGUGGGAAACAUUUCCAUUCCUAGUCAGAAUAGUCAGCACUUUUAAAAAUAUUGGAGCUCAAAUAUUGCACUCCUUUCAAGCUGUUAUAAAUUGGGCAUUGUACUGUAUAGUUUUAAUAAUCUUGAUUGAAACCCUUUAACAACUUUGUAAAUUUUAACUCAUUUUAGUUGAUUUUUCAGUACUAUUUACAUAGGAAUUGAUUUUUAUGAAUAUAGUAGAAGAAAUGUGCUGUAUUUUGAUAAAAUUCACUUGUAUGUGUUGUAAUCUCUAAAACAAAGAAUGACAAACAGCUUCUUUAAUAUGUCUCAGUGUUCCCUUUAUUCUUAUUGUAUGUCGGCAUUGUAAGAUAAUCAGACUCUCCCUUUAUUGACUUCACAUUUUCACAAUCACUUUUAAUUAAGCAUAAUUAGGGCUGGAGAGAUGGCUCAGAGGUUAAGAGCACUGGGUGUUCUUCCAGAGGACGUAAAUUCACUUCCCAGCAAACACAUGGUGGCUCACAACCAUCUGUAAAUGAGAUCUGGCGCCCUCUUCUGGCAUGCAGGCAUACAAACACCCUGUAUACAUAAUAAAUAAAUCUAAAUAUAAAAAAUAAUUAAGCAUAAUUAAAGUAGAUAUAAUUACACAGUUUUCAAUGAUCUGACCUUAAACUAGAAUUUUUAUUUUAAUUUUGCAAAAGGAGUUAGGCUUCACAGAACCAGGGCUUCCUCUGUGAUACACUCUUCAUAUUCCAUUGAGAUAUUAUGAGUACAACAGAUGUUAUAUGCACUAUUAUUUUAGUCCACUGUGGUUCCUUUUAAUUUUGGUAUAUUCUUGAAAGUUGAAUAAUCAAGUUUGUUGCCAAAGUUUGGAAUAAUAUAUAAUAUAGAGUAAAAGAAAAAUUCUAAAUAGUAAAAUGUUACACUUAAACUAAUACCCAAAGUUUUCUUACAGAAUAUAGGGGGUGGAGUGAGACUUAAAAUUACUCUUUGUGAGAAUUACAAAGUUUGAGUAAUAAUCUGUAUCCUGUGAAGAAUUGCAGAAGCCAUUCUUAGUUUAUAUUGUUUAUUAAAUUGUAGUAACAGCCAUGCUCAAAACUUACUUUGACUACUACUGUGCAACAGGUUUUCAAAACCUGAAUUACCUUGUUUGUAGUAACUGUUUAAAUGUGGUGCUCCAAUUAGUAGAGAAUUGUACCAGUCAGGAUGAUCAUUGAGGGGCUGGAGGGGACACUUGAUCUGGAAGUUACUUUCCUCAUGAGAUAAGAACCUAGGUGUGGGUCUCUAGGACCCACAUAAAAUGCCUAAGCGUGGCAGUAUAUGCCUGUAAUUCCAGCUCCAAGGAGACAAAGAGACAGGGACUCCCUGAAGCAUACUGUCUAGCCAGUCUAGCAGACUCUGAACUUCAGGUUCAGUGAGAGACUCUGUCUCAAAAAAAUAAAUAAAUGUAAGGUGAAGAGCUAUUGAGAAGAUACCCAGUAUCAGACUCCAGCCUAUUCACAUAUGUACAUGCACAGUUGCAUACAUAAACAUGUAUGUACCGUAUUGUAUUCUGGUGUUUGUUUAAACUUGGUUCCUCUGCUUGCUGGAGUAUUCAGAAAGUGUCAAUCAGUACCAGGUGCCUUAUUAGUUUCCUUCUCCUGGUUGUAACACAGUCGGCUUAAGGGCUUAUUUUGGCUCCAAAUUUGAGGGUCAUUACAGAAAUCUUAGCUAGAGCGUGAGGCAGUCAUCACACUGCUUCUGCAGUUCAGAAGCAGAGAGAAUUGAAUUCUGGAAUUCAGCUUACUUUUACACUUUAUCCAAUAUGAAACCCUACCCUGUGGACUGUUCCCCCGCCCCCUAGGGUUGUGUCUUCCUUCCCUAGUUUAGCUCUUCUGGUUCCUCAAAGACACACCUUGGGGUCAUUCUGAAUCCAGCCAAGUUGGCAGUAGGGAUAUUUGCCUGUCACAGUAUCUAUUAAGGUUUAGCAUUUUGGAAAUUUCUUACUCUUUUUGGCCUGUUUUGUUUUUUUAACCUUUUCCUAUCUGAAGUUUUGAAGACACAAUUACAGCGGUUCCUUACAAGUUUUAAAUACUGAUUUCUUAAAUUUUGAUAUAGGAGUACUUGAAACAGAGUUCUGGUAUGUGACCCAGUAAGUCUGCAAAAUCAGUAUGUAGCUAGAGCUAUGAAUCUCCCUGCCUCUACUUUCUUAGUGCUGGCAUUGCUCGCUUGUGUCUCAGUGUCUGGACUUCUUAUUGUAGACAUAAACAUGUCCCAGUCCACAGUAUGGUCACCAUUGUUGUUAGUAUCUUGUUUUUUUUGUUGUUGUUGUUGUUAAAGAUUUAAUAUGCAUAUGAUCAAAUCUUAUUUAUACUUCAUUAUUCUUAAUAAAAUCUUUAUGCCCAA
Molecule: messenger RNA, 8524 nt
Organism: Mesocricetus auratus (golden hamster)
Lineage: Eukaryota; Metazoa; Chordata; Mammalia; Rodentia; Cricetidae
Gene: Erbin
Product: erbb2 interacting protein
Exons: 28
Coding region: 191-4549 (1452 amino acids)
Biological process (GO): neurotransmitter receptor transport, endosome to postsynaptic membrane; neurotransmitter receptor transport postsynaptic membrane to endosome
Cellular component (GO): adherens junction; postsynaptic membrane; postsynaptic density
Molecular function (GO): protein binding
Source: RefSeq, a predicted model, not a curated record